GCGCCACAAGAGUAUGACGGGGCUGUACGAACUGGUGUGGCGGGUGCUGCACGCGCUGCUCUGCCUGCACCGCACGCUCACCUCCUGGCUCCGCGUUCGGUUCGGCACCUGGAACUGGAUCUGGCGGCGCUGCUGUCGCGCCGCCUCCGCCGCGGUCCUAGCGCCGCUCGGCUUCACGCUCCGCAAGCCUCCGGCCAUCGGCAGGAACCGCCGGCACUACCGGCACCCGCGCGGGGGGCCGGGUCUGGCCUCCGCCCACCCCCGGCUGCGCUGGCGCGCGGACGGCCGUUCCCUGGACAAGCUGCCUGUGCACAUGGGCUUAGUGAUCACCGAGGAGGAGCAGGAGCCCAGCUUCUCGGACAUCGCGAGCCUCGUAGUGUGGUGUAUGGCCGUGGGCAUCUCCUACAUUAGCGUCUACGACCACCAAGGUAUUUUCAAAAGAAACAAUUCCAGACUGAUGGAUGAAAUUUUAAAACAGCAACAGGAACUUCUGGGCCUGGAUUGUUCCAAAUACUCAACAGAGUUUGCAAAUAGUAAUGACAAAGAUGAUCAAGUUUUAAAUUGCCAUUCAGCAGUGAAGGUGCUGUCCCCAGAAGAUGGAAAAGCAGAUAUUGUGAGAGCUGCUCAGGACUUUUGCCAGUUAGUAGCCCAGCAGCAAAAGAAAUCCACAGAUUUGGAUGUAGAUAUGUUAGACAGUUUACUUAGUUCAAAUGGUUUCCCUGAUCCUGAUUUAGUAUUGAAGUUUGGUCCUGUGGACAGCACAUUAGGCUUUCUUCCCUGGCACAUCAGAUUGACUGAGAUUGUCUCUUUGCCUUCCCACCUAAACAUCAGUUAUGAGGACUUUUUCUCUGCCCUUCGUCAAUAUGCAGCCUGCGAACAACGUCUGGGAAAGUAGUCAUCCCUGAUUGUGUAAUUUGAUUUCAGGCUUUUGGAGAAAAGGACCCAAGUGACUCUGAUGUUUACAAAGCACCUAUGAGACCUGUACACACCUAGUUCAUACCCUCAUAAUUUAUCAACACAUACAAAAAGUGUCUUACUUGAGAGUGAGUGAGUGUGUGUGUGUGUGUAUGCACGUGUGUAUGUAUGGAAAUAAACUUAUAAAUGGGAGAAGUAUUGGAGAAGGAAAUAUGUAGACCUGCAACUUUGUGCAAAUUAACAACGAUGUUUUAGGAGCUGAAAUUCCAGAUAUAAAGACUUCAGCCUCUAUUACUUCCCUGUUUUUGUGGGGAGAAGAGGAGGUGAUUAGAAUAGUCUUGGUUGUUGUUUGGAGAGAAGGGAGUAAUUUUUGUUCAGUCUUUCCUAGUGACCAAACUUUCAUUUUUAAGACUAAUAUAUUGCUUAUUAAGUGGAAGUAUUCUGAAUUUGAGGGUGCUUCAGAGCAGUGGAGUCCUGUGUUGCUCACAAGAUAAAAACUCUUGCUGUCAAAGCAGAGGGAAUACCUACCUUCGUAUAUCCGUCCAUUUUCAUUUCUUACUUCAUUAUAUUCAGACAGGGUGACCUAAAAGUGUCCUCUGGUAUCUCUUACCUGGUGUCUGAGUUGUGAAGAUCAUUUGAAAAAGAAUUCUUACUACACUGAAAUUUAAAUAUUGAAUUAGGCAGUCAAAAAAAAAGGUGAAUAAGUUGUAAUGUUAUAGUGAAGACAGAAAAUUUCCUUAAAGAGGAAGGACAGUUUUGAUUUUCUUUUUUGUUGGUGGGUAAUAUGCUAUCUAGUACCCAAAGUUGGUUUUAAGAAUGUUUCCAUUAACUGUUUUUUAUUUAAAAUAAGCAUUUGAGUGAAGUGAGCAAGCAGCUCUUUUCCUCAAAAGUAACCUGUUUCUUUGUGGAAUAACACCCAGGAAUUUUAUUCAGUAAAUCCCAAUGGUGACUUUGCAUAAAAGACCUUUAAAUAGGAUUAAGACCUAUAUGGUAAAGAAAAUGUUACCAAAGUCUACAAAAAUAAUUUAAUUUUACAUGUUCUCUUUUAUGACAGAGAACAGCACUGGUUCUGUUAUGUUGGAAAUAAAUAAAUGAUUUCUUGAUAGGUGUUUAAUAUUUCUCCCUCACUGCUGAUCCUUGGUGAGGAACCCUUCUUUAUAUUGAUGGACUAUUUUCAGAAAACUCUUAUCAGCACAUGUACAAUUAGCUUUCUAAAAUUGUACAUUCAGAAUGGAGUAGUAUAAAUGUGAGGUCUCAAAUUUGGAAAAAUAGGGAAGAAGACUGGAUUUGGGAAGCAUGGUCUGAAAUUGCUUGAAUUCUAAAGUUAUGAAGAAUAAAUAUUUCAGCUUUGGAUUACAGAACCCCAUUUAUGAUUUUAAAAGUACACUUGAAAUAAAAGUGAUUAAACUGAAUUUUGGUCCAGUGAUGUUACUUUACAUUUCAUAGUCUUUUUGUACACUGUAAGGCCUUUUUUUAAAGUCUUAAUUUAUUGCAAAAAUUUUUGUAUAAAGCUACAACAUAUCUAAACUGUAUCAGAGAAUUCCUCAUUUCUGUUCCCCCAGACUGGUCUAUCUUCUAUUGAGGUUUUUUUUUUUUUUUUUUCUUUGUUUAGUUUAAGGCUAAAUUUAGUUGUUCUUAACAUGGUAGGUAUAAAUGUCUCAAACAUUCUGAAAUAUCUGCAGCUUUAAUGAAUUAAAUGUAAUGAGCCUAAUUGAAGUGAAAGGAUUUAAUAUUUGUCAAACUGAAGUUAUUAGUCAAAUGAAUUACUCGUUGGGAUAUAGUACAAGAUUCUAAAGGUUUAAUAUUUGGUUUUUUUGUACUUUUCUCCUUAUGUUUCAUAACAUUGUAGACAUCCAUGCAGAUCUGUAGCCCAGGGCCCUAGUCUCUUGUAGCCCUAGAAAGGGACCUUAAAACAAGUUACUAAGGGUUUUGAAUUCAGACAGUUAUUUCAGAAUCUUCUCAUAUGGGCUCAACUGCUAGUACAAUCUCUAUAACUUGAAUGACAUUGGUCAUUCUAGAAUUCCUGCCAAAUCAUUAGAAACUGCAUUGUCAAGGCUCCCUUUGCACCUCCAAAAAGAAUUGAUGAUUUUCAAGAGAGAUACGUGUUUCUUCAUGUGUAUUGAAGGAUACUAUCUUCAAGUGGUUUCUUCUUAACACCCCCUAUAAUGGAAAAAUUACCAGAUUAAACCUACUUUAUGGAUGGCAGCUUGGAGUAUAGCAAGAAGUUAGAGGAUUUCAACUCCAUUCCCAAUUCUGGUUGUGUUUUCUUAAAAGUAAUUGAUUACUGUUAGAAAAUGUAAAAGCUGGUUUUUAAUGUGAAUAGCAAAUUCUGGCAUAUUGUGACUAAGACAUAAGAAUGCCCAUCUCAGAGAGGAAAAUAUAUUAAUGAACAGUGCCAAAUACACUGUGCAUAACUAUAAUCUCUGAAUGUAUAGUACUUAGUUUCCUCCUUUGUGAUGGUACCAUGCACAUAGUCAGUAAAAUCCUUGUGAUGUUUUAUAUGGCUGUAGACUUUGGCAACAUGUAAAUAAUGUGUACAGUGAGUUUUUAUGAUUAAGGAAUCAAAUUUAUUGAAUUUUAUUAUUGAAAAUUGAAACAACAUGUAUGAACAAAAAACAAUAAAAGAAUAUAAUCUUUUCAUGGACUAUAGUAUUAUGUGAAUGCUACAUUCUGGACAUUUAGGGGCUACAUAAAUGUAAUAAAAACCUCCUAUGGCUAGACAGCAAUACUAAUUUUUAGACAGUAUGCCCUUACUGAAAUAUAUUCUCAUUUUUACCAGUUUAAACAUUGAAAUCUUCCAUCAUUUGCUUUUUGUUAGAUAAUAGUAAAAUUCAGCUUUAUCAUUAUAGUUGUCAAAAAUUCCACACUACUUAAAAUCUGAAUUGAUUUUUACUGAUUACAGAAUUGCUAAAUUAAAAAUGUAUAUGUGUAUUCUUUUAAAAAACAAAUUGGUAGUUCUCAGACCAGAAAAUUGAAAGGUAAGCUGUGGUUUGUCUUAUGGUGCAAACAGUUUUCAGUUUCUGACUUGAAGCUCUAAUUAUAAGACCAUUGACUUUUUGUGCAUAAUUUUCAUCUAAAAUCAGGCUUAUCAAAGAUCAUAUUUUAAAUGCAUCACCAAAAAUUACUGUAGUAGAAAUUUAGGAUAGUUUGAAAUAAAAGCCAGAAAGUAAGAUUUGUGUCAAUAGUUGUGUCAAAUCCUAGUUGAUAGGCCAUAAACUAUAAUAAAUUCAGGAGAACGAGGGAGUACAAAAAGUUUGCUUAUGUUUUGAAAUAUACAUAUGCAUUAUAGGAAAAAAGGAUUCAACUAAGCAAAUAUAAAGGAAACCUCAUUGAAUACAUUUUUGGUGACAAUCCUUACAGAAAUUUUUUUGUACUUUGAUUUUAAAAAAAUGUAUCCUGUAACAAGUUUAAUAAAGAGAUUCUCUUUAAGUUAUAAAUAGAAA
This is a messenger RNA of Lepus europaeus (European hare), 4358 nucleotides long. RefSeq names its product NUS1 dehydrodolichyl diphosphate synthase subunit (gene NUS1). The record is from RefSeq and is a predicted model, not a curated record. NCBI's taxonomy places the organism in Eukaryota, Metazoa, Chordata, Mammalia, Lagomorpha, Leporidae. Gene Ontology annotation, molecular function: ditrans,polycis-polyprenyl diphosphate synthase [(2E,6E)-farnesyl diphosphate specific] activity. Bases 14 to 895 code for a protein of 293 amino acids. Gene Ontology annotation, cellular component: dehydrodolichyl diphosphate synthase complex; endoplasmic reticulum membrane. The transcript has 5 exons.